AUGUCUAGUAAUUCUUCUCCAAAUCGUAGUCUAUCGCCUGAUGUUUCUUCUAGAAUAAUUGAUAAUGAGACUCAAGAAGCUGAAAGAGCAGAAUCAUUGAAUGGGAAGCUGGUGUUGGCAACUAGCUCAAAUGAUUCUUCUCCACAACAUGAUCAAUCAAUGAAGCCAGAAGUAUACCAAUCACCGCUGCCAGAGGUAUCCCCAAAUAUCAGGAAUGAUGAUGUCCAGGAUUCUGUAAAGAAUUUGAAUGAGAAGGUGUCCCCAAAGGUCAAGGACGAUGAUGUCCAGGAUUCUGUAAAGAGUUUGAAUGAGAAACUUUCUGCUGCCCUUUUGACUAUCAAUGCUAAAGAGGACUUGGUAAAGCAGCACACUAGAGUUGCAGAAGAGGCUGUUGCAGGUUGGGAACAAGCUGAAGCUGAAGUUGCUUCCCUGAAGCAACUACUUGAAACUGCAUCCCAGAAGAAUACCUCUCUGGAGGAUCAGGUCAGCCACCUAGAUGAUGCCCUUAAAGAAUGUGUAAGGCAGCUUCGCCAAGCACGCGAAGAACAAGAGAAGAAAAUCCGUGACACAGUUGCUAAGAAGUCUAAAGAAUUGGAGUCUGAGAAGUCUGAGCUCCAGCACCAUAUUGCUGAACUCAGUAAGCAGUUGGAAGCCACAAAACUAGAAGCUACUACUGUGCGUGUCCAGCGUGAUCUGCAGGAAAAGCUUCAGAUAGUGGAGAAAGAAAACAAAGACCUCAAGGUCGAAUUACUUGCACUGUCCAAGGACCUGAAGAUACUUGCACGGGAAAGAGACCUGAGCAACCAAGCAGCAGAAACUGCAAGCAAACUUCAUCUGGAAAUUCAAGAAUGCCAACACCGCACAAGAAAUCUUGUGAAUAAUCCAGUUGAAAUUGACCUGAUGGAUGAUUUCCUCGAGAUGGAAAAGCUGGCUGCACUGCCUGAAGUAGACUGUGUAAGCUCUAGCUUUGGAGCUGAAACUGAUUCUGACCAGGGUGUGACUAGAGAUAAAUCAUCAAAAGUUGAAACUGAGUCAUUGCAGUGUCAGGUGACAGAUUUGCUCGCACAGGUUGAAAAAUAUGAAGGUGAGAAUAGGGAGCUCGAAAUGGCUCUUGCAGACGCCAGAGAUCAGCUUGGCACAUCAUGUGAUACCCUAAUAGUGGCCAACAAUAAGUUGAUUGAUUUGCAGAUGCAGUUGGACUUGGCAAAUGAGUCCAAACAUGCUGCUUUUUUGGAGAAGCUGAGCGACUGGAUGUCUAAGUCUGCACAAGUUGAUGAGCUUCAGCUGAUGGUGGCAUCGCUGGAAGAAAGAGUAGACAGGAAGGAGUUGGAAUUCCAGUUAGAGUUAAUUUCUGCUGAGGCCGCAGAUCUGCGCAAGACAGUGGCUUCCCUGGAAGAGAAGAUUGAUGCAGAGAGAAUUCUCUCUAUGCAGCACAAAGCAAAUGCAGAUAUGGCAGAGGCGUCCAAAGAAUCAUUAGAGGCACAGCUGCAGUCUGCAAACACAGAGAUAGGGAAACUGAAAGGGAUUGUGCAAACUUUAGAGAGUGAGGUGCGGAAAGAGACGGAUUCUUGUGAAGAACUACUGAAACAGAUAGAGACUAUGAAGACUGAGUCAGAGAGAUCACUAUCUGUGGUGUCUACCAAAGAGUCAUUAGAGGCGCAGCUCCAGGUAUCGAAUUCAGAAGUUGCAAAGUUGCGUGGGAUGGUGAAUGCUCUGGAGUGCGAUGCAGCAAAAGAGAAGGCGUAUUCUUCAGAUCUCCAGAUGCAACUUGAGGCAGUGGAAGGCAUCAGGAAGGAGGUGAUGAAGCUCAAGGAGAAGGUUCAAAUCAUUAGAAAAUUUACAGCUAAAUCAGAGGAUGCAGUGUCCCGGAAAAAGGCAAUGGAGGGUCAACUAGAAGCAGCAAAUCUGGAAGUUACAAAACUGAGAAACAAGGUGAGCCUGCUCCAAGGGAAGGUCGAGCAGGAGAAGCUUCUGUCAGAAGAGUACGAAGCAAAAUGCCGCAAGCUGGAGGCUCAGGUGUCGAGGGACAGUCGAGAGGCAAAACUUUGGCGCCUCACGAACUCAAAUGGAGACCUGAAGGUGAAGCAGGAGAAGGAACUAACCAGUGCUGCCGGGAAGCUUGCGGAGUGCCAGAAGACCAUAGCUAACCUCGGUCGCCAGCUGAAAUCGCUAACAGAUCUUGAUGGUGUGGCGUCCGAUCCUGAAAUGCUGGAAUCGAGGGACACGCAUCUGGACUUCAGAGAUGGUGGCGACGACCUGCUCUCAGCGGACGUGGUUGACGGGCUGUAUGAACUGGGUCUUCCUAAGAGGAAUGGUAGCUGCCUCUCGCCCCUUUGGUCGAAUCAGACGUCGGGUGGUUUGCCGUCCCUAAGUAGCUACUUGAGCAAAACAAAAAGGUGA
This is a messenger RNA of Miscanthus lutarioriparius, 2400 nucleotides long. NCBI's taxonomy places the organism in Eukaryota, Viridiplantae, Streptophyta, Magnoliopsida, Poales, Poaceae. The record is from the annotation of a GenBank genome assembly.